AUGGCCGGAGUGGUGUGGCCAGCCGCCCUACUAAAGUUGGAGUUCGGAACCAUGUUCAACAAACCUAUUGCCGUAGUGUGGUGGCCAGCACCCCUGCAACAGCUUUCGUUCGGAGAUUCCUUCAAUCAGUCCAUUGCUGGAGUGAUGUGGCCGGCCUCUCUGCUGAAGUUGGACCUUGGGAACCUGUUCACCAAACCUAUUGCCGAAGUGGUGUGGCCAGCGUCCCUGCAACAGCUUUCACUAGGGUAUUCCUUCAAUCAGCCCAUUGUCGGAGUGGUUUGGCCAGCCGCCCUGCUGAAGUUGGACCUCGGAACCAUGUUGAAUGAACCUAUUGCCGGAGUCGUGUGGUCAGCGUCCCUGCAACAAGUUUUGUUUGGAAAUGACCUCAAAAGGUCCAUUGUCGGGCUGGUGUGGCCGGCCUCCCUGCUGAAGUUGGACCUCGGGCGCCGGUUCAAUCAACCUGUUGCCGGUGUGGUGUGGCCAGCAUCGCUGCUACAGCUCUCGUUGGGACUUUCCUUCAAUCAGCCCUUUGUCGGAGCGGUGUGGGCGUCGUCUCGGCAGAAGCUCUCGUUCGGAUACUAUUACAACCAGGACGUUGUUGGAGUGUUGGACCUCGGGCGCGAAUUCAACCAACCUGUUGCCGAAGUCAUGUGGCCAACGUCGCUGCAACAGCUGUCCUUCGGAUAUUACUUCGAUCAGCCCAUUUUCGGAGUGGUGCGGCCUGCGUCGCUGCAACAGCUUUCCUUUGGAUACUAUUUCAAUCAGCCAAUUGCUGAAGUGGUGUGGCCGACCUCCCUGCUGAAGUUGGACCUCGGGAGCAUGUUCAACAAUCCUAUUGACGGGGUGGUAUGGCCAAAGUCUCUGCAGCAGCUUGGGGAGCGUUCAACCACCACACCGCCGGAGUAG
This is a messenger RNA of Ectocarpus sp. CCAP 1310/34, 906 nucleotides long. Lineage: Eukaryota; Phaeophyceae; Ectocarpales; Ectocarpaceae. The record is from the annotation of a GenBank genome assembly.